AAAGAGUUAGGUUGGGCCGCGGUGAAGGCACCAACUGAUAGAACAUAUAAGACAAGACAAGACCGGUGAGAGAUUGCGUUGUCUGCUCGACAAGCUGCACUGAUUGCUUCAUCCUCCAAUAUGCUCGCAUUACUCCUGAGCUCGCUUCUCGCUCCUCUGGUUGCCGGCCAAGCCGCCGGGACCUACCAAACCGAGACGCACCCAAAGAUGACCUGGAAGCAGUGUUCCGGAACCGGAGGGACUAACUGCCAGACGGUGAACGGAGAGGUGGUUGUCGAUGCCAACUGGCGCUGGCUGCACGUCACAGGCGAUUACACGAACUGCUAUACAGGCAACAAAUGGAACGAGACCGCCUGUCCAAACAACGACAAAUGCUCGCAGAAUUGCGUCCUUGAAGGCGCUGAUUACUCGGGCACCUACGGAGCCACGGCUGGAAGCGAUGCCCUCACGCUAAAGUUCGUGACGCAAGGCUCAUACUCCACGAAUAUCGGGUCGCGACUAUACCUCAUGAAGGAUUCGAGCUCGUACCAAAUGUUCAACCUGAUCGGCAACGAGUUUACGUUUGAUGUCGACGUGAGCCAGCUCCCGUGUGGCUUGAACGGCGCGCUCUACUUUGUCGCCAUGGACUCGAAAGGCCAAGGAACGGCGGGAGCCAAGUACGGCACAGGCUAUUGUGAUGGGCAAUGCCCGCGCGAUUUGAAAUUCAUCAAUGGCAAGGCCAAUGUAGAGGGCUGGAAACCAUCCUCCAACGAUCAAAACGCCGGUGUUGGAAACCGUGGGUCCUGCUGCACGGAGAUGGAUAUCUGGGAGGCCAAUUCCGUAUCCCAAGCGCUCACACCUCACUCAUGCGACAGCGCCGGCUUCCAAGAGUGUACCGGGGACGCAUGCGGCGGUACCUAUUCUGCUACGAGAUAUGCUGGCCCGUGUGAUCCGAACGGAUGUGACUUCAACCCAUACCGCUUAGGUGUAACCGACUUCUACGGCAAGGGCAAGACCGUCGAUACCAGCCAGCCUUUCACCGUAGUCACACAGUUCGUUGGUUCCGGCAGUUCCCUUUCCGAGAUCAAACGUUUCUAUGUCCAGGACGGCAAGACUAUCGCACAACCGGAGCCUAAAGUUUCCGGUAUCACUGGCAACUCCAUCACCCAGGCCUGGUGUGAUGCUCAGAACAAAGCCUUCCAAGAGGACGUGUACCCAUUCAACGACCAUGGAGGCAUGGCGUCCGUAGCCAAGGGCCUGCAGAGGGGCAUGGUCCUCGUGAUGUCCCUGUGGGACGACCACUACGCCAACAUGCUCUGGCUCGAUAGCAACUACCCGACCGAUGCGGAUCCAAGCAAGCCCGGUGUUGCUCGUGGCGAUUGCGCUACGACCUCGGGCGAGCCGUCGCAGGUGGAAUCGCAGUCUCCAAACGCCCAGGUCAAGUAUUACAACAUCAAGUUUGGCCCGAUCGGCUCAACGUUCAAACAGUAGAUGGGCCUCCUAGGGGGCGCUGUUUUGGGCAGGGAUGAUGUAGAUAUGCGCGGUACCAGAUUGUAUAUAGUUCGCCUUUGCUAGGAGCUUCCCGCUCUUCUUCAUAUACGUCCGUCAUGAUAUGGUGUCAUCUGCAAGUGCAGGGGCAAAAUGUG
This is a messenger RNA of Trematosphaeria pertusa, 1625 nucleotides long. RefSeq names its product glycoside hydrolase family 7 protein. Gene Ontology annotation, molecular function: hydrolase activity, hydrolyzing O-glycosyl compounds. NCBI's taxonomy places the organism in Eukaryota, Fungi, Ascomycota, Dothideomycetes, Pleosporales, Trematosphaeriaceae. Gene Ontology annotation, biological process: carbohydrate metabolic process. Bases 121 to 1470 code for a protein of 449 amino acids. The record is from RefSeq and is a predicted model, not a curated record. The transcript has 5 exons.